Orbicella faveolata is the source of this 1415-nucleotide messenger RNA. RefSeq lists its product as uncharacterized. The record is from RefSeq and is a predicted model, not a curated record. Lineage: Eukaryota; Metazoa; Cnidaria; Anthozoa; Scleractinia; Merulinidae.
UAAAAGAUACUUAAAAACAAAUUAAAAGGCAAUUUUGUUGUGGUUGAUUGUCGUGACUGAAAUCAAUGAUCCAUCUAGAAAAAGGCUGUCGUGAGUCCUGGGAUUCACACAACCAACAAUCUAGGAAUACCAGGCCCAAGAGUGUAAGUUCAUGGACAUAUACAACUAUUGUACGAAUUUAAAAAGCACCAUGACAGCCUUAUUCUGCUUUCUUACACCUUUUCUAAUUUGCACUGCCUCAAAUGACCUUCUUAACUGAGGGCCUUGGAAAGAUAUUUGGUGUUCUUACAGACCAGCAUGUUGAAAGAGCAUAGUAUCUUGAAACUUUUCUGCACUGGGCCUCCUUGCUCAUUCCAUUGGGCUUCUUAGCUUCCAUGCAGAUUAACAAGACGUGAAAUUGCCAUCUUUAUUGUACACCAGCGACAUCAGUACUUUUUCAGCCACAGCUUGACAAAUGUUUGUCCGUUAGAACUGGAAGGCAUUCUGUUGUCGAGAUUUUUUCCUCAUUUGCAUCCACCCAGUAACGUACAUGCAGCACUUGCAGUGACUGCCAACUUAAAUCAUUCAUGACAUUAUUAUUUUGUGUUAAAUGUCAGUAAUUUACACAGGCUAAUAACUUAUUGUUUUAGGAAAUUUGUUUACGAGCUCCAUAUAAACAGUACUGCAGACAACAAGCACGUAUUGGUCUGUAUAGAAAUUCCCUUCAGAACUGUAGUGGGUUUAAACAUAUCAACAUCACCUACAGUCGAUGUCAUCAUGGAGGUGGACACUGUACCAGCCAUGUGGCAGGGAAAAGAAGUACUUCAGCAAAGACGAAAUGGGACAACUUGUUCCAGAAUUCAAUACAAUACUUUACACACAGUAGACUUGACUGAUGGCCAGUUAUCAAAAGUACCAUACCACAAGUUAACCCUCUCAAGCUCAUCAAUAGCAAUCAGGAACCACCUCAUGAACUUUGAUCAAAGGUUUUCCACUCUUCUGAAAAAACCAGUCAAGAUUGAUUACAACAAACCACCUCCUACUGAACUGAAACUCGAAAAAUCAUCAAAGCGAAAGAAAAGAAACCAAGACUUGAGUGAAGAAUCUCCAAUACACAAUCUGGAACCAAGCCCAAAAUCUCAGCAGUAUUACCAAACAAGUGAUUCCCUGAAAGUUUGCUGUUGCACCUCAGGCUGUACAUCAAAGCGUUGUAGCUGCAUAAGGGAACAGAGAAAGUGUCGGGAUUGCUCUUGUGUAUCAUGUGACAACCCUUUAAAUAUUCUGGAAGAAUUUGGAGUAAACUUGGCUGAGGCUUGCAGUGACAGCUGUCUAAUGCAGAAUUUACCAAAGGUAAACUGCAUGUGCAUGUAUAUUCAGUUGCAAUAGACUAUGUCAAGUAAAACUAUUUCUGCUGUACUUCAAGUGUGUGUUGUAAU